GUCCAGUUCCAUACAAUUCAGUCUUCUUCUCCAUUUCUCCACCCCUUUUUAUUGCCGGGUCUGUCGCACCGUUAAAAGAUUCACAAUAUCUCUCCUCUCUACUUUCUCUCUCUAGAUUUCUCUCUUCAUUUAUGGCCAAAGGCAGUGGACUCUCCUUUGGGUCAGAUCCAAUCUUCUUCCUUCACAAACCAAUAGUUAUAAAUUCAUUUCCGGAGGAUCACAGCAAGAGGUUUGCGGCCAUGGAUGCCACUAAAAACCAGUCCACUACCACUAUUCAAUUCCCAGUCAACCUCAACUGUGCUCACCCAGAUUCUCCGGUUCCCGACGACGAAAAGCCCAGAAUUGUCGAUGAGAUGGACUUUUUUGCUGAUAAAAACCGCGACUCCAAGCCACCCACUACAGAUAACAAGAACUCUCCCUAUUAUUUCAAUGUAAACACUGGCUUGCACCUUCUUACUGCUAAUACCAGCAGCGAUCAGUCCAUGGUGGAUGAUGGGAUGUCGCCCCCGAACGUGGAUGACAAGCGAGUUAAGAAUGAGCUGGUGGUUCUUCAAGCUGAGAUCGAGCGGAUGCACGCAGAGAAUGAGCGAUUGAGGAGCAUGCUGAACCAGGUUACUAACAACUACAACGCACUCCAGGUGCAUAUGGUGGCACUGAUGCAAGAUCAGAAGGCGGAGAACAAUGAAGAACAUGAUCAGAAGCAUAGUGGUAAUAAUAACGGAGGAGUUGUGGUGCCUAGACAGUUUAUUGAUCUUGGCCUUGCUGCUAAAGCUGAAGUCGAAGAGCCUUCGCUGUCUUCAUCAGAAGGAAGGAGCGGUGACCGAUCCGGAUCACCCAUAAACAACGGAGAAGUGGGUUCGAAGGAGUUGGAGCUGAGGAAGAAUGAGAAGAAGGAAUACAGCAGUGGAAUUGGAAGAGAAGAAAGCCCAGAUCAAGGAUCCCAAUGGGGAGCUAACAAGGUUCCCAGGUUGAAUCCCUCCAAAAAUGUUGAUCAAACCGAAGCAACCAUGAGGAAAGCCCGUGUCUCAGUUCGAGCACGAUCUGAAGCACCUAUGAUCACUGAUGGAUGCCAAUGGAGGAAGUAUGGGCAGAAGAUGGCAAAGGGAAAUCCAUGCCCUCGAGCUUAUUAUCGAUGCACCAUGGCUGCAGGUUGUCCGGUCCGCAAACAAGUGCAAAGAUGCGCGGAGGAUCGGAGUAUUCUCAUCACCACAUAUGAAGGUAAUCACAACCACCCACUGCCGCCUGCUGCCAUGGCAAUGGCGUCGACCACUUCGUCUGCAGCGCGAAUGCUACUGUCCGGGUCAAUGCCCAGUGCUGAUGGGCUAAUGAACUCCAAUUUCCUCGCCAGGACCGUCCUUCCUUGCUCCUCUAGCAUGGCUACUAUAUCAGCUUCAGCCCCAUUCCCUACUGUUACAUUAGACCUUACUCAAAACCCCAACCCCUUACAAUUCCAAAGGCCACCAAGCCAAUUCUAUGUCCCCUCCCCCAACCCAACUCAGAACCUCGCCGGGCCGGCCGCUGCAACACCCUCUUCACUGCUGCCUCAAAUCUUCAAUCAAGCCCUUUACAAUCAGUCAAAGUUCUCUGGCCUGCAAAUGUCUCAAGACAUGGAAGCAGCUCAAUUACCGACCCACCACCAACCAUCAUCACAGCAACAGUCACAGCAGAACUCUCUGGCUGAAACGGUGAGUGCAGCAACUGCUGCCAUUACAGCUGACCCCAACUUCACUGCAGCACUAGCGGCUGCCAUCACCUCCAUUAUUGGUGGUGCUCAACCUCAACCAAACAGUAGUACUAACAAUAACGCCAACACCACAGUCCCCACCACCAGCAACAGUGGCAACAUUACUACUAGCAACAGCAAUAGUAAUGGCAGCAACAAACUCUGCAAUUCAAAAUUUCCAGGGAACUGAUCAUCAUCAUCAUCAUCAAGUAAUUCAUUCUCCCUCAAUUUUUGUUUUUUUUUGGGUUGGGAAAUGGGAUAGUACAAUUUUUUUGUUAUCAGAAUAAUGUGAUCCUAGUUGUUUGUCAAUACAUGAGAAAAUGAAAAAAGAAAAAAGAGAAAAUAAAGUGAAUAGAUAUUGUUUCUUUGUA
Molecule: messenger RNA, 2094 nt
Organism: Vitis vinifera (wine grape)
Lineage: Eukaryota; Viridiplantae; Streptophyta; Magnoliopsida; Vitales; Vitaceae
Product: probable WRKY transcription factor 31
Exons: 5
Coding region: 132-1913 (593 amino acids)
Biological process (GO): regulation of DNA-templated transcription
Molecular function (GO): sequence-specific DNA binding; DNA-binding transcription factor activity
Source: RefSeq, a predicted model, not a curated record